UGACUACGCCCAAGUCAAUCUUUUUCUCAGAUAUUACUAUAAUGGAACGUCUUCAUUCAAUUGAUGAGAAGUUCAUAUCGAGCUUUUACCCUGCGGGAUCGUUGAGUGCCUUUUCCCGGGUCAGCUGGACCGAGCUGGAAGGAAAUUAGCCUUUGGCUGCAUGUGUACGCCCACUUCUAAAAACAGCAUCGCCAGCUGUCCGACGCCAGAAAUAAUAGAAAAAGCUCCUCAUGGGGACCUUUCUAUUCCUUUUGGUCUUUUCCGAAGUUCGUUCUGUGUUCCCAAUUCUUCAUCCUUUCUUGUCGACUUGGCUGCUUGGCCUUUAUCUGCAACUUCCUCUUCGAACAUUACAUUGCCAUCAUCAUUUCAACCACGUCACCACUCUCUCAAGCCUUCGAAAAUGGAAGGUGGCCCAUGCGAUACACCACCAGCAACGGAGAAGCGAGCUUCUGUUUCUGAUGACCCUCCCAUCGCAAUUGACAAUGGUGUGUUCUAUACAUCAUCCCCAGAAAAGACAUUGCGGAAAAGGCAAUCGGAUCUCCUUGAAGCCAUAGUGUCUGCGAAAGGACUGGCCAAAAUCCUCAAAAAGAAAGGUAACACAAAGCAGGCUCGAAUUUUCCAGCACAUGAAACAAUUUCUAGAGGACGAUCAAUCGGAUCCCAAUUUCCUCGAAAACGGAUGGUCACCCCUGUCAGCUUCAGCGCUAAGUCCCUCGACCUUUCUGAUGCUUGAUCUGCUGCUCAAAGAUGACCGGACUUCCGUUGAUAUGUGCAAUGAAAAGGGCCGCACUGCUCUCUCUUAUGCUGCCGAAGCUGGCAAUGUUGAUGCCGUCAGAGCUUUACUUGAGAAGGCCGACCCUAAUAUCAAAGAUCAAGAAGGUUACACACCGUUGUCAUGGGCAGUUAAUACUUUUUCGUCCACAUCACAUUCGAAAGUCAUUAGUCUUCUGGUGGACAAGGGCGCCGAUAUAAAUACUGAGGACAACAAGAAGCUUACGCCAUUAGCAAGAGCCGCAGAUGAAGGAAUCAGUGAUGCAGUCAUGCAUCUUUUGUCCUUCAAUCAAAUCGAUAAAAACCAUAAAGAUAUUGACCAGCGGACUCCAUUGUCAUUGGCUGCAAAGUCCGAGCACAUUCAGAUUAUGGAGCUUCUACUCGAAUCAGGGGCCGAGGACAAUUGCUACGAUAACAAGGGGCACACGUGUUGGUGGUGGCUACUACAGGCUAGGAUUAAAAGUCGGAGCAGCAGUAUAUAUGGAGAAAUCCCUAUAAACCACUCAGCCGAAAGCACUGAUUCCCUUGCUGCUUAUUUGAAUCCCAACCUUGUCGAUUCAAGCGGUCGAAAUUUACUUUCACUGGCUGCAGAAUACGGAGAUUCUGAGUUUGUGGAGGUGCUUUUGAGGAAAAAGGAAGUCAACCCAGAUCACCGAGAUCCGGAUCGAACACCUUUGAUAUGGGCACUGGAAAAGGAGAGAUGGCAGGUUGUGAACAUGCUCAUACCCAGAGACGCCAACUCAUUACACAUAUUGAUAACUGACUAUCACUGGAUUGGGAGGGAAAGGGCAUUGGAGUUAGUAAAAGCUCUUGUCCGAGAAGGGUAUGAUGUCAAUAAAAAAGACGUCAAAGGAACAACCCCUUUGCACCUCGCAAGCAACCAGCUAGACUUUGCUCGAAAGCUCGUCUCAACUGGUGUAAAUCUUGAUGUACAAGAUAACAUUCGAAAGACCGCGCUUCAAUAUGCUUUGGGAUAUCGCAAUACAAAGGUCGCCUUACUUCUACUGAAUCACGGAGCCGAUAUUCAGGCAUCAGAUUUGAGCGAACUACUUGCAAUUGCUUAUCGAAACGGAUUAUACGUGCAUAUAACACAGGAAAGUGGAACUGAAAGACCAAAAUUUGAUCUAGUGUCUAAUUGCAAUGACAAACAUGAAGUAGCAUGUACUCCUGGAUACACCCUGAACCUUUAUACAGAAAGCGAAUUUAGGCCAGAAUUGCUACAAAGGCCUGGCUUUUUAACACUGGACGGAUCUUAUUUGACGGGGGGUCGUGUCAUAUCGGUAUCCCCAUCUGGGAUAUCUCGUGCAAGUUACAUAUCAACUUCCUUCCCGAAGCACUUUUACAAGCAGGAUGCCAGCGAGUUGCUUGGUAUUGAAUGGGUUGUAGAAAGCAAUACAUCCCAGAAGUGUUCCUACAGGUUCGUCAGUACGCUUCCAAACCAUCAUAUGCCCCGAACCCCUAUGGAUCUUUUCAACCAGUUCCUUGCGCACCUACAAAGAAAGUGGGGUACUGUUUGCUUGGAUGCCAGUAAAAACAUUGAAAAGAUUCGAAGUUCCCAACUUCAAAUGCAAGGCAAAAACCGCCAAAUACUCGAUGCCCUUGCUGCCGAUGCAUUGACGAGAACAGAAGCUCGGAGAUGCCUGGUGUCACAGGUUGAGGAGCUUGGAACAGUGGUAGAUUCGGAUACUUGCUUUGCAAUUGACGAGAAAUCACAGAUUAUGGAGCUAAUUGAUCAUUUGAAAAAAGCUAUCACUGGGCGAAUGGACCGCUUGGAUCAGAUCACUCAUGAUAUGCUGCAAAAUGAACUUGCAUGGGUCUCAAUAAAUGAAACGGCAAGCAUCAAACGUCUUGGGUUUAUAAUAUCUAUAUUCCUCUCCAUGAUGUUGGUAUCUGUCAGUAUUCAAAGACAUAGUCGCUAGUGCAAGUUCUCCCAAGGGAAGAUGGCUAACACGAGGCGAGCAUAUGUCUAUUUCGGAAUAAAUUCAACCCAACAUUCGGAAUUUUGUCACUCACUCUUGCUAUGACUAUCGCCUGGUUAUUGCACAACAGACCAGGUUAAUGGCGGAUCGGAGCGCUACAUUAUGCAACUCGUAAUAAAGAGCCAAGUUGCAUCCAUGUGAUGCUAGUUUGAAAUCGACAAGGGAAGAUUCCAGCCCUGAUAUAAUUCCAAUGAUAUAUUUCCAAAUCGGGAUAGCAGGAGAUGAGAGAUAAGAUAAAAAUGAUU
Aspergillus wentii DTO 134E9 is the source of this 2994-nucleotide messenger RNA. Its product is annotated as ankyrin repeat domain-containing protein. The record is from RefSeq and is a predicted model, not a curated record. Gene Ontology annotation, molecular function: protein binding. Bases 161 to 2689 code for a protein of 842 amino acids. The transcript is spliced from 6 exons. Lineage: Eukaryota; Fungi; Ascomycota; Eurotiomycetes; Eurotiales; Aspergillaceae.